AUGGACGGUGAAUUUGAGUCGAAAACACCAUCCGACAUUGAGCUGGGGAGAGACGCCCCCGGGGAAGGACAGGAAGGGCAUGAAACUGGAGGUUUUGAGAAAGGGUCCUUCAAGGAGACUGAACGUGGACCGGACGACGAGGACGUCGGGGACUUGGCCGGCGAGCAAUACCCCGUAACGGACCCCAAUAAAGGCAUUGUAGGAUGA
Molecule: messenger RNA, 207 nt
Organism: Monascus purpureus
Lineage: Eukaryota; Fungi; Ascomycota; Eurotiomycetes; Eurotiales; Aspergillaceae
Source: the annotation of a GenBank genome assembly